GUAGCGGGGCUCAGCUCCAGAUGCUCCAGUGCCUCUCUCCUUGGAUUCGGAUAGUUUUGGGGAUGAGGGGUGGUGAGCUGAGCGGUCACACAGCGGAGCAUCUUUUACGAAGCUGGUCAAAAGAACAAUGAAAACAGCCUUUUAUUCUUCUGUUUCUAGAAAACUUCAAGAACAAGAGACCUACUUUCAAACUGAGCUGAAAAAGAAUAUUUGGACAAACCGUGAUUGCGAGAGUGGAUAAGUCUUCUAGCUGAGCCUAUGAGCUCUGACACCACAGCAAUCAUCAUCUUCAUCCUCCUCCUAAUUUGCUUUACUUCCAUCCUCUUUUUAUUGAUGCUGUUUUUAUAUAAAUGUUUCCAAAGCAAGAAAAUUGAAGAGUCAGAAAACGGUCCUUGUGAAGAUUGUUUAACUGAUAAUGUGCAGACAAGCAAUCCAGGAGACCAAGAAAAGACUCUAAGGCAAAUCAUGAAGCCUGGCAUUCUUGUCCACAGACAGAGUAAAGAAAUGGUGGCCACAUACUUGAAAAACAAAGAGGACAUGGAGGGCAAAAUAAAAGAAAACCAUCCAAAGGACGCUGAUUUGCGAGGAGCACACAUCCCUGUCAGUGGAGCCCCGUCAGUUACUGAUAACACCAGAAGGCCUUUGAAAGGAGUGACGUUUUCUAGGGAGGUGAUUGUUGUGGAUCUCGGGGAGGCACACCCUGCUCCGCAAAGCCAUAUUCAAGAACAUAAAGAGAGAAAAUGAAGGUCGGAAAAGGCUGAGAGUGAAAAGCAACGUAACCUGGGACCAACGGUGCAAUGACUGGGGGUACAAAAUCAUGUUGACACGGCAAAAUAAUGGAGAAUUAAGCAAAUACAAAUAACAUUUUAUCUUUGUGCAGAAAGAAGUGGGCUACGUGCAAAAUUCUGUAAGUAAAAUACCCAGAGCUUGAAUAUAAUGUGUUUUU
Molecule: messenger RNA, 946 nt
Organism: Eptesicus fuscus (big brown bat)
Lineage: Eukaryota; Metazoa; Chordata; Mammalia; Chiroptera; Vespertilionidae
Gene: DEMA1
Product: chromosome 16 C2orf74 homolog
Exons: 4
Coding region: 259-744 (161 amino acids)
Source: RefSeq, a predicted model, not a curated record